Prorocentrum cordatum is the source of this 5251-nucleotide messenger RNA. Lineage: Eukaryota; Dinophyceae; Prorocentrales; Prorocentraceae. The record is from the annotation of a GenBank genome assembly.
AUGGCUAUGAUGGACUCCGAGGGCCACUCCUACGGCAGCCUCAGGGAGCUCUGGCGACGAGAGCUCGACGGGGAGGAGGGCCGCAAAGGCUGGUACCAGCGGGCAGCGAGCCAUUGGCAGGCGAGCCUGGACGGCGUCCUCGGGGGCCACGCCGAGACCAACGGGCCCGACCUGCGCGAGUCGCGGCGCUUCCUGGAGACGACUUGCUGCGGCGAUCUGGAGACCUCAGCAGCGACAGUCUGGAGGACGGCUUGGACCUCGGGGCUGGCAUCGGCAGGAGGUGGCCGUGGAGGUCCUGCUGCCCGCGCUGCCCCGGCUGCACCUGGUGGAGCCGAACGCCCGUCUCCUCGAGGAGGCACAGCGGCGGGUGCUGCGCCUGCGCGAGCCGGGCCAGGACCGGUCCGCUUCACUGCGUGCGGCCUGGAGCAGCUGCAGCUGGACAGGGCCAAGUGGGAGCUCUGCGAGUGGAUUCGCUCGUCGCUGGCUGUUGGCGCGAAGCAGGAGCGGGUCGACAUGGUCGCGGAGCACUGGGCGAGCGACGUCUGGACGCACCAGCAGACUGAGGAGACCACGCCAACGCGCCUUAUCUUCCUACCCCUGGCAAGCCCAGGCCUUCGGCGGAGGAGGGGCGCGGCCGCCGAGGCCUUCAGCAAGAGCGUGGGCUUGGGCGCCGACCAGUUCAACCCGCGGCAGCUGGAGUACGUCUCCGACGGCUUGCUGGACGUCAUCAUCUCCCUCUGCACGGCGGCGGAGGCCCUGCACAACGAGGCCAGCCGCGCGCAGCAGCUGGAGAUCGGAUGCGCGCUGGAGUUUUGGAUGGCCUACGAGGUGGUCUCGUUGGCCACGGCCCAGGACUGCGCGCUGGGCACGGGCUACCCCGAGCAGAUGGUGCAGGCAGCCCUGCGCGUCUACGCGGUGCCCAGGCUCAUCGUGAUCGACGGGGCCGCUACCUCAGAUUGCUACGAGCUGGCCAGCGUGCUCAUCGCGGGCCGCAGCCUCGCGGGCAUAAUCCCCCGCUGUGCGAUGAUGGUGUUGGACGCGGAGCAUAGGCGCUGCUGGAAGGAGGUGCACGUGGCCAUCACGUUCGAAGGCUGCUCGCCGCGCAUGGCAGGGUCGUUCUGGGACGCGGCCCACUACCUUGGCGGCGCGGCCCGCGACUUCAUCCACGGUCUGGAGGCCGAUAUGGGCUGCGCCGUUUCCCGCCCCAAGUCGGAGGCGUUGGCCUCAUCGGGCGGGCUGAGGGACACCUUGGUGGAUGUCAUGAACAGGGGCGGCUCAAGCAGGCCGAGGAAGCAGGCGGCGGAGCAGUCCUACCGCGUCGCCCAGGCACGGGGCGCGCGCGUCCCCAGCGCGCGCAGGCAGGCAACGAGCGGCUCGCCACAGGUCACGGAGGUCGGGCGCGAGGCCAUGGCCUGGUCGGACAGCAGGAUGCAGCGGUGGAGGGCGGGCGCUGCGCCGCCGACGCGCCGCGGGCUGGGAUGGCACAUGACGUCCGCCAAGCUAGUCCGCGACGACCUCGACCGCGCGGCGGGCCUCAUGGAGGUCGGGCACCACGCCAUCGAGGGCUUCGUCGAGUUGGGGCCAACCAAGGCGCCGUGGCGCGAGAUGGCGGGCCACCGCUCGGAGCUGGAGGCGGUCCGCCGCGGCGGCGCCAUCGCGAGCGCGCGGUGCCAGUUCCUGACGAAUAAGGCCUCGGCGCGAGUGGCAGCGCGCAGCUGCUUGGCCCGCAACGCCAUGGUAGGCUGCUCGUGGCCAGUCGCGCGGCGCGCGGGGGCCAGCCCGCCGCUCGCGCCCUCGGCUCGCAGCGCGUGGUGCUGCGAGGAGGUGGGCACUGUGCGGCACUUGGCGCGGCGCUGCCCUGCGCUGGGUGGACCGCGAUGCCUCUGGCUCGGGGAGUCGCCCGGCUUCGCGGCGCUGCAGGAGGCGGAGGCGGCCACCGCCUCCAACGGCGAGGAGCUUCUCCUAUGGUCGCGGGGGCCCCUGACUGAUCAGAGGUCGGAGGCGCCGCAACCCUUCCCGGCCAUCGUCAUUCGGCGCGCGGGCAGCCACCCGGGCGACGUCUCGGCGCGAGAUGCGUUCCCGGAUGGUUCAGCAGCGCGCGCCCGCGACUGCCAGCUCGCACGAUCAGGUUGGGCCGCAGUGACGACGUGGGCCAACGACGCCAAGCGCGCGGCCGCGCGGGGGAACGCGCCGCGGCCGCUCCCGCGGGGCAGCGGCGCGGGCGAGCUGCAAGCAGCUGCGGUGGGCUUCCCGCACUGCGUCGGCUACGACCGCGGCGGCGGCGACGCCGGCGACGCGCCAGCACAGGCGCACUGCGCGGAGCACGACGUCCGCGAGGAGCGCAUCUCCGACAGGCAGCGCGCGGGAAACGCCAGGGCCGACGGUCGAGCGCAGGAGGGCGCCAGCCUCCGCGCGGCCCCGAAGGAGCGGCUAGAGCCCAUCGACACGGCGGACCACCUGGCCCUGGAGCCGACCUCGCGGCCGCCGAGCUUGGCCCCGCAACCGCCGCCGCCGCCCACGGCCUGGUCUGCGGGGGCCGCGGCCGCGGACGCGCGGGCGCGCGCGUGGCGGCGCGCCGGCUGCUGCGCCUGCCGCGGAGAGGCUGCUGGAGGCGGCGGUCAGGCGGCGGCCGCGCCUCCCCGGCCGAGGCCGCCGCGGUGGGGCGCAGACAUCCACGACGCGCACGUGCUCUACGUGGAGAGGCCGCGCGCGCUCUGCAACGCGCGCGGCUGCGGCGCGGCGUCGGCGAGGGCCACGGGCCUGACACAGCUGCGCCUUCACCGCGCGACGUCCGACAGGCAGGCGGGCGCCCUCCGCCGCCUGCGGCGCGGGCUGCGCCCGACGAAGCCGGGCAAGCUGGGGGGGGGUCCGAGGGGGGGAGGCAUCUACCACUCCGGGCCGUCGUUCGCGAUCCUUGCCGCCGCCGUCGUCUGCUACACGGAAGGUGCAGGCCUCGCCCGCUUCACGUACACCGGCGCCGUUCUGGGGUGUGUGGCCGCCAGCACGCUGACCACAGGAGUUGUAGUGUUGUCGGGCUUCUGGCUGGUGAAGCUGGCGGGGGCCCUCGCAAUGAAAGUGGUGACCCAGGCGCGCUCCAUCGGUCUCAUCCUGUGCUCCGUGUUCUUCUUCGGGGAGUUCUGCACUGGUCCGCAGUAUCUGGGCUACACGAUCACUUUAAUUGGCAUGGGACUCUUCGACAACGCCAAGCAGAUGCUGAAGAACGCCGCCUGCGGCGACGAGGCCAAGGUGCCCGGCGGCUCCGGGAUGGUGGAGCUCCACAGCCACACCGCUGCGGACCACUUCCUGGACGGCCUCCUGCUGGAGCUGAAGUCCAGUGUGCCGAACGAGACCGGCCUCUUGCAGAGUGGUCUGAAGGUCACCACGCCGAGCGAGCAGCAGAAGAAGGACAAGGAGUUGAUCAACCAUCUCCAACUUGCGCCAGAGGAAGUGGACCGCCUCAACGACGUUAUCGAGAAGAGAGGCAUUGCCAAGGCCAACAAGGACAUCAAGGAUAUGAAGGACACCCUCCAACUCUUCCGCAAGAGCCACGCUGAGAUGAAGCCGCAGCUGAAGGAGCAGCUCACCGAGGAGGUGCAGGAGAAGCUGGCCGAGACCACACAUGAUCUUGACAGCAUGAAGUUGCAGAUGAACGCGAGCCACGCCCGCGUAGACCAAGCCAACGAUGAGAUGAAGGAGAUGGUGCUCCAGCCCGAUAAAGAGAAUAUGAAGGACAUGCAGAAACAGCUUCAAUUCUUCGCCGGCGGCCAGGCUGAGAUGCAGCUAAAGCUGAUGGAGCAGUUCACUAAGGCGCAGCUCAAGAUGGCAAACGUCGGAGAAAAGGACCUUGACAACGCGAGGCUGCAGAUGGAGUAUUGCAGUAGUCGCCUCGACAAGGCCGAUGUCGAGACGAAGGAGAUGAUGCUCAAGCUCCAGACGGCCACCAAGGACACCAAGGAGAUAAAGGAGAAGUUCCAGCUCCUCCAGGACGGCCAGGCUGCGAUGAAGGUGCAGCUGAAGGAGCAGCCCACCCACGAGAUGCAAGAGAAGCUGGCCAAGUACAAGCCCGUCGUGCUCGAACGCACGCAGCCGCUGUCAGAGACCGCCCUGCUGCGCGGCCUCGCGAACACCAGCGGGGGGACCAAGCAGACCGCAGCCCCUGCGCCUUUCGGCAGGCAGGUGAACCACAGCUGCCUCGGGAGCAUCCCUCCCGCGUGUCGGUUGCGGGCGGGCGUGGAGCGCACUCACUCUGUAACCGAGGUCCUCCUGUACCUGCCCGAUGACGACCUGACGGCCCUCCUCGGCCGUUGCCGUGAGGCACUCAGGACGGGCGGGCUCCUCUGCGUCAAAGAGAACGUCGUACUGGAGGGAAGGUGGCAUGUAGACAAGACUGACAACAGCAUUGCGCGGACGGACGCGCACUACAAGGAGAUCUUCGCGAGGGCGAACUUAGACGUGGUGCGCGAGGCCAGGCAGACUUGCUGGCCAGACGACGUCAUCCCCGUGAAGAUGUACGCGCUGCGCCCCGCCCAGGGCGAUUCUCGGGUCCGACGGGCCGCUACGGACCGCGGGGCGCCGCCGACGAGCCGCCGCGCCCCCGCGAAGAGGCCGGCCAGCUCUGCUCCGGCGCGGGCCGCACCGGCCAAGCGCCCGGCCGCCAGGAGACUUCCUCACCAAAGAGCCAUGCGGAGGUCACACGUUGCAAGCCCAGUUAGCCAUACUCUUGUGGAGUCGUGCCUCACGCGGUUUUUACAUGUGUGCGGGUUUUACGGGCCCGCUGUUAUAUUUGUGCAACGUGUAUGACCUCGCGAGUGGAUGUCCAUCUGUGCUGUUCGAGCUUCGCCCUUCUCUUGUAGAGCCCAUUGUGUGACAGUUUGUUGUGUAUUGCCAUGCAUGUGUGCUGGUGUUCGCGCACACACGUGUUAUGUAUAAUGCAUUACAUCGUUUGAUAUGUUCUCGCGGGCUCUUGGAUCGCGUGUCGUUCGUCAUGGUCGUUGAAUAGACGAUUCGCAAGAUUUGUCGCAGCUGAACUGCCUAAGCUCCUACCCCACUGAGGAAGAUCGCACCAACCUAGUCUCCGUGCGCGACGAUGUUUGUUGUCUUCGAUUCCGCGCCCCCAAACUACACCUCCUCGCCCAGCCCCCGCGGCUCGGAGCGAGGCCGGCGGGUGCCGUGCGCUGACCGACGCCGUGGGCGGUUGCGGCAAGGUCGGUCGGCGCGCACGGCGAGUGGCAGUGAGUUUCAAAAGAAGUGG